CUUGAAUCCCCCCACUUUACUCGCACUCGACGACUUUACGAACGACCUGACGACCCAAUGACUCUCCCACAACGACUCAAGAUGACCCUCCCCCUUCAACUAACACUAAUCACCAUCACCUUCCUCGUAUCCUCAGUUCGCGCACAGCAUGAAGGCCACGACAUGGACUGGGGAAUGCCAGACCACAGUAUGGGGGAUCACUCGAUGACACCCUACCUGCACUUUUCCGUGGGUGAUCACGUCUGGUUCAAAGAAUGGGUCCCCAAAACCAAAGGAGCCAUGUUCGGCGCUUGCCUGGGGCUAUUUUUGCUCGCGAUCGUCGAAAGAUGGCUGGCUGCAACGCGCGCUGUAGCUAAUUUGUGGUGGCGGAUGCGAACGGCAGAAUUGCUGGACUAUAUCCAUGACCAACACGCCACCGUGGAAGAGAAGGGCAAGUCACCUGAAUCGACACCGCCGACGUCGAUUCGAAAGUUCAGGACGAGGUUCUCAGCGCCGUUUAUCACGCUGAACGAAGUAUCGCGAGGAGUGCUAUAUGCAGCUCAAUCUCUGCUGAUGUUUGCCUUCAUGCUCGUCGUAAUGACGUACCAGGGCAGCUUCCUCAUUUCGAUUGUCUUGGGGCUUGGUGUCGGAGAAACACUCUUUGGCAGAUUCACGAAUGCUCAUGUGGGAUUGUACAUUUAAUUGAACAUUGCUUUUAGACCUCA
Messenger RNA from Coprinopsis cinerea okayama7#130, 704 nucleotides. Its product is annotated as copper transporter. The transcript is spliced from 3 exons. NCBI's taxonomy places the organism in Eukaryota, Fungi, Basidiomycota, Agaricomycetes, Agaricales, Psathyrellaceae. Gene Ontology annotation, biological process: copper ion transmembrane transport; intracellular copper ion homeostasis. The record is from RefSeq and is a predicted model, not a curated record. Gene Ontology annotation, molecular function: copper ion transmembrane transporter activity. Gene Ontology annotation, cellular component: plasma membrane. The coding region runs from base 82 to 681 and encodes 199 amino acids.